ACCAUCAUCAUGUCAGCUGGGAAUCAUAGCUUUGUGACAGAGUUUGUAAUCGUUGGGUUCCCUGGACUUCUGCCAGAGUUCUACGGUCUUGCCUCAACUGUAUUAUUCUUGGUGUAUUUUUGCACUGCAGUAGGAAAUGUUGUUAUUCUUGUAUUGUUCGCAACAGACCGGGAUCUCCACAAACCCAUGUAUUUUGUUAUUUUACAUCUGGUUGUUUCUGAUAUUCUCUUCAGCACCACCACAUUACCAAAGAUUAUUGCCAGGUAUUGGUUUCAAGCAGGGGCCAUUUCAUUCACAGGUUGUUUUGUCCAGAUGUACUUAGUGCACUAUUUUGGAACUGUAAAUUCAUAUAUUCUAUUUAUAAUGGCUUUAGACCGAUAUGUUUCAAUCUGUUUUCCGCUCAGAUAUCCAAUGAUUAUCAAAAACUCCACUAUUCAUAUUCUCAGUACCACUGCUUGGAUUGUUGCGAAAGCCGGCCCAUUGAUGAUGGUAAUUAGGGCCUAUCCUCUUCCUUACUGUGACUCAAACAAAAUCAUGCAGUGCUACUGUGAUCAUAUCGCUAUAACAACGCUUGCAUGCACUGAUAGGGUUCCUUAUAGUUUUCCUGCUUUUGUUGUAGCCAUGCUGGCAUUACUGGGACCUCUUGUUUUCAUUAUAUUCUCAUAUUGCUCUAUUAUUGUGGCAGUUGUUCAGAUUGCGAGCCCCCAAGGCCGCCUCAAAACCCUUUCUACCUGCAGUGGUCAGCUGAUCAUCAUUGCCCUGUAUUUUCUCCCCAGGUGUUUUAUUUAUCUGGCCAGUAAUAUCGGCAUUAGAUUCAGCACUGAUUUACGUAUUGUUAUUAUCAUGUUGUAUAGCCUGCUCCCUCCCAUGAUCAAUCCACUGAUUUACAGUUUCAAAACCAAAUAUAUAAAACAGAGCUUGAUGAAAAGAUUCAAAAAAUCAACUGAUCCACAGAAGGAGAGUGUCCCUGCUGUAUCUUAAUGUUUGUAACACAACUACUCAAACUACUUUUGCAAUUGUUUGAAUU
Oncorhynchus tshawytscha (Chinook salmon) is the source of this 1027-nucleotide messenger RNA. Its product is annotated as olfactory receptor 2AT4-like. The transcript has a single exon. The coding region runs from base 10 to 981 and encodes 323 amino acids. Lineage: Eukaryota; Metazoa; Chordata; Actinopteri; Salmoniformes; Salmonidae. Gene Ontology annotation, cellular component: membrane. Gene Ontology annotation, biological process: G protein-coupled receptor signaling pathway. Gene Ontology annotation, molecular function: olfactory receptor activity; G protein-coupled receptor activity. The record is from RefSeq and is a predicted model, not a curated record.